GUCUGGUCUCACCGUCUCAGCUCACAGUUGUGUUGUUGUUUUUGUUGGGGAAAAAAUAAACAAUAAUUUAGCUGGUUGUUGUGCGCGAACCAAACGUGGAAAUUAUGCGAAUCUCGACAGCGAAAGGGCAACGCGAUGCUGGCAAUGAAAGUGUAGGCGUGGCUUUUCCGGAUUUUCCAGCUUAUCGGCACUUGUGCACCUGUGCUGGCAUUUCCACCGAUUUUUUCGCCUGUGGAGCUGCAAUGGCGACCAAGUUGAGAACGAUCAAUUCAGCAAAAUAGAAAGAGCAAUCAAGGAUAAAGAGCGGUGUGCGGAGAUAGAGCGAGAGGAGAGCGAUACGUGGGUGCAUGCGAGGGCAGAGAAAAAGAACCGUUUCACCCGUCAACGUCAAAGAAGCGUUCAUAAAUGGCGAAUAAGAGUGCGAAAAGGCAAUAAAAAGUGGCAAACCGUGGGUUAUAUAAAAUAUAUAUAUAGUAUAUCAAGUGCCACGAAAUGCAGUCUUGCGAAAAUCGAAAAUAAAUCAAUGAUAUAGACGCAAAUCCAGGAAAAGGAAGAAGAAGCAGCGGCACAGCUGAGUGCGUGUGUGUGAGCCCUGUUGGCUUGCGAGUGUGUGAGUGCGUGUGUGCUGUGAGCAAGUGAAAUCAAUAAUGUGUGCAGCCCAAAAAAAUAAUUGAAACUGCAAUAAUGUCGAAAAUUGUGUGAGGCAUCAAAUUGGAAAAGCCAUACAUCCAGGCUGCACUGAGCGAAAAUCGUGCCUUUCAACGGAUCUUCUGCUGCACGGCGAAAGAAGCAAAAAGCAACAAAAAUAAUGGAGUUUUAACAAAGUUUUAAAAGUGUACUUCUGGUGCAAGAAGCAGCAGCAAUAGCUAGAGGAAUCGGAACCGGAACCGGAAACAGCUUCAGAUCCCACGGACAGGCGACCAAGGACCGACCAUGAUACCCACCAGCGUGACCAACUCGCCGCCGCCAGCGGGAUUGGGCCAGAACGGAGCGUCUGCCUCCUUGGGCUCGGCCACGGCGGCGGCGGGCGCAGGGAUGCUGUCCGGUCUGGGCAUCUCCGGAGGGGUGUCGCCGGGAGCAGGAUCUGGACUGGGGGCUCAGAACAACUACAGCUCCGUUGUGCUGGGCCUGGCCUCGCUGAUCCUCGAAGGCAGGCCCAUUGCCGACGACGAGUAUCAGCAGCAGCCGCAGCAGCAGCUGGGAAUGGCCUGCACAGGGUCAGCAGGAUCGGCAGCUGCCGGGGGACGCCUCUCGCCACGCCCCUCCACGUCCAGGGCGGCGAUCAACAUCACAACGAAUCCCUACGGUUCGAUGGGAGGAUCGGAGAAUAGAGCUGGCAACGGAAGUGGUUCCGCCGCGUCGCCCAGCAGCAGCUCGCUAACCCACCAGCGUUGGACGCAGAAGCUGUGCCAGCUGCGUCAGAUCUCGCCGGCUGCCCAGACGAUGAGUGCCGAGCCGGAGCUGGUGUCCCUGGCCAUCAAUGAUCUCAACAAGGAUCACGGCGGCGACUACGAGAUUGUGCGGCGGGUGAUGCUCAAUCGGGCAGGAGGAAUGGCUGCCGUGGUCAGCACUUCGGGUGGAGGCGGCGGUGGUGGUGGAACCAACAACUCCAGUGCCGCCAGCUCGCCGGGCUCCAAUUCAUCGGAUAACAUCCUGCACUCGCUGCAAUCGCUGGCCACCACCUGCUUGAGAGGUGGCCCCGCCCUGGCACCGCCACCUGUGGAGCCGCGACCCCUGAACCUGGCCUUUCUCUGGACAGGAUCGGGUGGUUCUGCUGGCCGGGGACUGGGAUUGGGAGGAGGAGCAGCAGCAGCAGGGAGCAUCAGCAACACACCAACAACAACAACGGCAACUGCCACUGCCAGCAGCGGAGCAAGCAGCUCCGCAUCGCGGCCCAAACACGGGCCGCACUGUGAUCAGUUCCUCAGGAAGAUGGGUCUGGCCAAGGGCGAGACGCCAUCGGAGGCUGAGGAGCACAUCUGUGAUAUGUCCUACGUGAAUAUGACCUGCAAUCGUUGGCGGGCGUACUGCAUGAAGAUGGAGGCCAUCCUGGCCAGACGCGAACCCGUUUGCAUCGAGGUUUACCUGGGUCCCGUGAGCCACAAGCUCUUGCUGGAGCAGUGGAUCAUCAGCGGCAAGGAGAAAGUUCCUCCGCCCACAAUGACGUUGCCCUCGCUCUGCAGCGCCAUCCGGAGUCAGUUGUACUUCUCCCAGAUCGUGGCCUGGUGCGAUCUGCUCCGCAAGUGCGAUCCAUCUGUGUACGACAGUGGCCGCGUCAUCUUCUCCAGCUGCGGCAACAAUGCCGGAGACUUGGCCACCUCGUAUACACCCAGCGGCGGGCAGAAGAGACCCCGCCUCAACAUCUUCUACAGGAUCAAGCAGCACACCGCCAGCAGCAGUAGUGGGCUCCACCAGGAGGAUGGCUUCAGUGCCAAGGCCAAUGUGCACAACUUUCCCAACGUCAACGUUUCGGAGAGCUACAGCAUCUCGGUGAGCGUGCGCAGCCUGCCCAGGAUAAAUGGUGGCUUGCCGCACGUGGAGCCACUGCCACCUAGUCCAGCUCCACGCAGCCUGAGAUCCUGCGGAGGCGGUGACCCCGCCAGCACGCCCACCGGGGGCGGGGGACUCCAUGCUGCCACGCCGACUGGCCUGGGAGCCCGGAUAAGUGCACUCACCCCAACGACAACGACGACGGCCAGCGGCUCCAACUGUGAUAAUGGAAAGUCCGAAAUGGGACAGGGACUGGACGAGCUCGAUGGGGACUCGAGUUUGAGCCACCGGGAGAGGCAGCUGCAGAAGUAUCGCAAGCGGAUGCAAAGGAGGGACAAGAAGCGGGAGAGGAAAUGCACACCGGAACGGGAAGUGAAUCCGCAACAAACCGGGGAACCCAUGGAGGAGGGCGAGGAGUCGCCCUCGCAGUCGCAGUCUCAGACACCGUCGGAAGCGCAAUCACUUUCCCUGACCCUGCAGCAACCGAGGCGCAUCGCCAUGAUCUCCACGGGCACGCAGACUUCGCUGAGCAGCUGCCAGCAGUGCGGCAGUGAGAAGACGCUACUCUGUCUCAGCUGCACAGGCGGCGGAGGAAGGGGGGCCAAUGGAUCGGCCAAGGCGGAGGAAGCCGAUGACAGCGAUACCACAGCCUCCGAAAUGGAGGAGACCUCCACUUGCAGCCUCAGCAGCGGCGAUCUCAUCGUGGGCACACCACGCAACAAGGCGGAGCUCCUGCUCCAGGCCAUCCAGCGCACGCCAAAGAACCACAAUCGCAAUCGAAAGCCACACCAGGCGGUGGAACAGGCUCCUCUGGGAACCAGCGCCGCCGGCGCCGCCUCCUCUUCCUCCUCCUGCCGCAACACAGAUCUCAACGGAGGGCAGAACAAUAAUGUAGCGAAGGUGACGCCCGCCACUAGUGGCUGCCAGGUGUGCAAGCGCCAGAAGACGCAGCACAACUUUGCAAAUGGAAAGGUUCAUCCACAACCCACCAAUGGAGAGCACACGAGCAAUGGUUUUGGCCUCCACAGGGAGGCGGAGCAGCAAAAGGAAGUUCAGAUACCCUCCACCGAGCUGACGCCCAACAUCGAACGCUGUUCGCUGAACCCCGCUGAGCGCUGCAAGACGCCGCCACCAGGAGUAGCCGAGCACAUAGUAGUGCAGUUCAAGACGCCGCUGAGCCAAGUGCCGGCCAAGCUGCAACCUGAUGCGAUGGUGCCACUGCAGCAGCAGCACCAGCUGGGGAAGUCCUCACCAAAGCCCAGUCAACUACGAUUGAACUGUGGCUCUGGGUUGCUGGAGAGCGAGACGCCGCCGCCCAUUGUGUCGCCCCAGAUGCGCAAGGCCCUGCCCAAGGUGAACCUGACGACGAUCUUCUGCAGCUCGGCGCCCAUUGCCAUCGGCUGUCCCGCCUUCAGCUUCGACCCGGCUGCCCUGAGUCACGCCCACUCGCAGUUGCUGCAGGCGCCUGAUGGCGGUGCCACGCCGCCCGUGCAGAAAUCCUUCUCUGCCCCCACUCUGCCACAUGCGGCUUCUCUGUCCGUGUCGCCACGAUUCGCCAAACAGGCGCUGGCCGCCCACAAGCGGCGCUCCCGCCAUUUGAGCGAUCGCAGCGACCGCAGUUCGCUGGGCUCCGAUGAGCAGCUGUCGGAUGAGGAUCUGGAGUCUGGUCUCUGCACUCCAGCGGGUGGAUCGCCCCUGAAGUGUCGCGCCAGGCUGGCGGCUCAUUUCGGCGGACGCCCACUGCUGGGAAAUCUGGAGGAAUCACUGCUGCAAAGAAGGCUCAUGCCCAAGAUCGAGGUGAUGGGCUUCAAGCUGCAGCUGGGCGCCUCGGGGGGCUUCUGUCCCACCCAGUUGACCAUCCCGGCUGUGUCCUACUUCUACGAGCUGCAUGGCGAGACACUGAGCACGCCGUACUUGUGCGAAAUUCGUCUGCCGCGCAAGGGCUACUCGGUGCCGAGAACGGGCACGGUGCAGGCCACGCUGCUGAACCCCAUGGGCACGGUGGUGCGGAUGUUUGUGAUACCCUACGAUAUGCGCGACAUGCCGCCGCUGCACCGCACCUUCAUCCGGCAGCGCAUUCUGGCCGAGGAGCUCGGCCAGGAGCAGCAGGAGGCCGGACCCAGGAUGCCCAGGAGUCCAACAGUCACGAGUACGACCAGCAAGCUGGGCCACUUCAUCAGCGCCGAGCAAAUGAAGCGGCUGCGCUACUCCAUACACCUGAGGUUCCAGACGUCUCGCUCCGGACGACUGUGCCUGCACACGGACAUCCGACUGCUGAUCUCACGCCGCACCGACUGCGAUACGGCGGCUGCCCACGCGAAGGGCGUCUUGGAGGCGCCCAACGAGCUGGUCACGGACACCAUGAUGCCGGCCGAGCCGCGCUACAGUGCGCGCCAGGAGAGCGCCAGCAGGAUUUAGUAGCUACUGCGAGCCCUGGGCGGCACCUUCGACCUGCUGCGCCGGCUGUGCAAGCAGCUCCAGGACAAGUGGCAGCAGCGCGAGACGAGGGAUCUCUGGCAGUGGCCCCGAUACCAGUUGUAGGAGGUGGCGCAGCCCCAAGAGG
Molecule: messenger RNA, 5053 nt
Organism: Drosophila biarmipes
Lineage: Eukaryota; Metazoa; Arthropoda; Insecta; Diptera; Drosophilidae
Gene: atos
Exons: 8
Coding region: 934-4908 (1324 amino acids)
Source: RefSeq, a predicted model, not a curated record